AGCGCGCCGACAAGCCCGGCGUGUCCUUCCAUCAUCAUGUUGGCCGCCCUGCUCGCCCUCGCUGCCGCUGCGACGACGCCCGAGGGCCUCGCGUGGCUCGAUGAGAACAAGAACAAAGCUGGGGUUGUCGUUCUGCCCUCCGGCCUCCAAUACAAGGUGCUCAAGGAGGCACCUGCUGGCGCCAAGUCGCCGCUGGUCGGAACGCCCUGCUCGUGCCACUACCGGGGCACGCUGAUCGAUGGGACAGAGUUUGACUCGUCGUACAAGCGCGGCCAGCCGACCACCUUUGCGCCCAACCAGGUCAUCAAGGGCUGGACCGAGGCGAUGCAGCUGAUGGGUGAAGGCGACAAGUGGGAGCUCUACGUGCCAUCAGAGCUCGCGUACGGCGACCGGCAGCGCGGGCAGCACAUCACGCCCGGCGCGGUCCUUGUCUUCGAGAUCGAGAUCCUCGAGGUCAAGGGCGAUUCCAAGCCGAAGGCGGCAGCCUGAGGGAAAACACACGCAGGCUGCCCCGAGCUUCGCUGGAGCCGUAGGCGGCAGUCCAGAUCUCUGGGUCACGAAUCCCCGUCCUCGGAGCGUCGCGUGCCUUCCGAACCAUGGCACCGGCGGGAUAAAUAUACGUUUUGCUGGCCCCCACCCGGCUCGCGGUUGGGGGUUGGCCGGGACCGGUUGGCUGCGGGUCCCGCCGGGUUUUUUAAAUACAUCUCGGUUAGUGGGCGUCAC
This is a messenger RNA of Emiliania huxleyi CCMP1516, 723 nucleotides long. RefSeq names its product FKBP-type peptidyl-prolyl cis-trans isomerase. NCBI's taxonomy places the organism in Eukaryota, Haptophyta, Isochrysidales, Noelaerhabdaceae. Gene Ontology annotation, cellular component: cytoplasm. Gene Ontology annotation, biological process: protein peptidyl-prolyl isomerization. Gene Ontology annotation, molecular function: peptidyl-prolyl cis-trans isomerase activity. The transcript has a single exon. The coding region runs from base 37 to 489 and encodes 150 amino acids. The record is from RefSeq and is a predicted model, not a curated record.